ACCGCCCCCCGCCCCGUCCCGCCCCUUUGCCGCUGUCACUCAGCCGCCGCAGAGCCGACAACGCGAAAAUGGCUGUGCCCCCUGCUUAUGCUGACCUAGGAAAAGCUGCCAGAGAUGUGUUUACCAAGGGUUAUGGGUUCGGCUUAAUAAAACUGGAUUUAAAAACAAAAUCAGAGAAUGGACUGGAAUUCACAAGCUCAGGUUCUGCAAAUUCGGAGACGAGCAAAGUUUCGGGCAGUUUGGAAACAAAAUAUAAAUGGGCCGAGUACGGUUUGACAUUUACAGAAAAAUGGAACACAGAUAACACCCUCGGGACUGAGAUCACCGUUGAAGACCAGCUUGCCCACGGACUGAAGCUGACCUUUGAUUCAUCCUUCUCUCCUAACACUGGGAAAAAGAAUGCCAAGGUUAAGUCCGGAUAUAAACGGGAAACACAUCAACCUGGGUGCGACAUGGAUUUUGACAUUGCCGGCCCAUCAAUACGUGGCGCCCUGGUGUUUGGCUAUGGUUGGUUGGCUGGCUACCAAAUGAAUUUUAGGACCACCAAGUCCCGGAGUUUACCCAGGAGCAAUUUUGCUGUUGGCUAUAAGACUGAUGAGUUCCAACUCCACACUAAUGUGAAUGACGGCACAGAGUUCGGAGGCUCCAUCUAUCAGAAGGUGAAUAAGAACCUGGAGACGGCUGUCAACCUGGCGUGGACUGCCGGGAACAGCAACACCCGCUUCGGGAUCGCGGCCAAAUAUCAGCUGGACCCCGAUGCUUCCUUCUCGGUGAGUGGAUCUGGGCCCAUCAUGGUGGGAUACACUCAGACUCUAAAGCCAGGCAUCAAGCUGACGUUGUCCGCUCUGCUGGACGGCAAGAAUGUGAAUGCCGGGGGCCACAAGCUCGGUCUAGGACUGGAAUUUCAAGCCUAAGCAGCAUUGUACGAUCCCCCAAUUUUAAACUAUUUUGCAGCAUAGCUACCUUCAGAAUCUAGUGUACCUUUCAAUGUCUUAUGUCUGGGAUGCGAGUAUUGCUAUGUAUCGAUCAUGUUCAACUUCCAGGUUAAAGAUGGCUUGGCUUUAAAGUGUUACCACCCUUCAAGAGGUAGAGAGGGAAGAGAAUGCCGCUGCCCCUCACAGGCGAUAGUUGCCAGAAUUAUGUAGAGAGGAAGGAGGUGUGGGUCAUGGGGUGUUUUGUUUUUGGGUUUUUUUGUAUUUUUUUGAUAAAUGUGGCACAGAAAUCACAACUUCCUGAGAAUCACUGCCCUUUCGGAAGAAACCUAAUAGCCGGGCUUUGAUCCAGGCCCUCACCAAAGUGUCCCUAAAGGAUACUCACCCCGGACACAGUCGCACUGUCUAAUCCUAACAAGAGCCAAGUCCCGAUCUGUGGAAGAGGGUGAACUCUUGUGUCUGUUAACUUUGUGGUGAAACCCUCAUGACCCGUUUCCACUGUGUUGUUACCUCUGUGACACCUGCCGCCAUUCACAGCCGGCAAGGUCUGGGGUUCCCCGUUCUGAUGUGGGUGUGGAGGUUCAUUGCGACUGAACCAGUGUUACAGCACCGAAUUCCCGUAUCGUGCCGUGGUCCCUUUCUCUGACGCCAAAUUCCGAGAAGCUUCUGAGGCAGGGUCAGAAGCUGGGAGAAGUCUGUGUCACUGGAAUCUCAUAGUGGCAGAUCACAUAGAGUUUCGGUUGGGUUUUCUGUUGUGCUCCCACACGAUCUCUCUUUUUUUUUUUUUAGCAAAUGAAUUUGGUACAUUUUAGAGUCUUCCAUUUUGUGUGGAAUUAGCCCCCGAGAUGCUGUACUUAACAUCACUUAAAAAAAUAAAACUUGAAUAAACUAUCGAAUUCACCAUUCA
Messenger RNA from Tachyglossus aculeatus (Australian echidna), 1839 nucleotides. RefSeq names its product voltage dependent anion channel 1 (gene VDAC1). Gene Ontology annotation, biological process: monoatomic anion transmembrane transport. Gene Ontology annotation, cellular component: mitochondrial outer membrane. Gene Ontology annotation, molecular function: voltage-gated monoatomic anion channel activity. NCBI's taxonomy places the organism in Eukaryota, Metazoa, Chordata, Mammalia, Monotremata, Tachyglossidae. The record is from RefSeq and is a predicted model, not a curated record.